Molecule: messenger RNA, 1947 nt
Organism: Arachis duranensis
Lineage: Eukaryota; Viridiplantae; Streptophyta; Magnoliopsida; Fabales; Fabaceae
Source: RefSeq, a predicted model, not a curated record
ACGUAGAAGGAGGGAGGGAAGAAGGAAGAAGGGAGAAGCAUGUGGAAUUGGGAAUCAACAUUCUUCUCCCAAUCAAAAGCCUGAAUUCAUUUCUGGUGAGUGGUGACUGGUGUGUAAUAAUUCAAGCAAAUUAGGGUUUGCAGUUGGGACUCUCGCUCCCAUUAUUUGGCGCCAAAGAUGUGGCACGAGGCUCGGAGGUCGGAGAAGAAGGUGCACGACAUGAUGGACGCCGCUCGAAAGAGGGCGCAGAGGCGAGCCGUUUACCUUGCCAAGAUACCUUGGAAUGGGAAACAGGAUGUUUUGAUUGACAGAUUCGAUGGGCGUGCUCUCCUUGAUUUCAUCCGUGAUACUGGACAUAGGCGUAUCCAGGAAAAGUCCGAAGAAGAAGAAGAAUUAGAAGAGUUUGUUAAUUUUGAGCGUUAUCGGGAUUUAAUAAAGCAUCGGCGUAGAGGAUAUACUGAUGAGGAGGCUCUGCAACAUGUAAAUCAAGAGAUGGAGGCCAAGGCUGCUGCUCCAUUUGCAUCAGACAGAGCUAACACGUCACAGCCUGCUGCAAACAAGGGAUCGUACUCUCAGGUGGGAUUUUCUUAUGAAGGGAAUGGAAAGGAUGAAUCCCAGAUUUCAGAUGAUGAGGAUGAUAAUGAGGAGGAUGAAGAUGAUGAGGAUGAUGAGGAUUUUAACAGUGAUGAUAGCAAUGAUGAAGGAAUGGAAGUAAUAGCUAAAGAAUAUGGGGUUAAAAGGUAUGGUUGGCUUGUUUACAUGGAUAAGAAAGCUAAGGAGGAAGAAAAAAGGCAAAAAGAGGUGAUCAAAGGUGAUCCUGCAAUUAGGAAGCUGAGUCGUAAGGAAAGGAGGAAAGCUUCUCAGAUUGAAAGGGAGAGAGAAAGAGAAGCAAUGCGGAUAUCUGGAACGCGUGUGCAGCAUCACGACCCAUACCGGGAAUCUAGACAAAGUCCCACAUAUGAAGCUUAUUCUCGAUCUAGGAGGUCAAGGUCUAGAUCACGGUCCUACUCUCCAUCGUACUCAAGGCGCUACUCCCGUAGCGGUCAUGCUGAUGAUAUCCACCGAAGCAAACCGCGAACACCUAAAAUAGAAUACAUUACUGAAUUUGGGGGCUCUGGAGAAGCAAAUGAACCCAGGCGGGAAGGAUUUUCUCCACCACGAUCUCCUCCAUCUCAAGUUGAUUCGUUAAACCGGUCAUCUUCUGGUUUCAUACUGGAGGCUUUGCAUGUUGAUCCUGCUUCUGGUGUCUCUGUUGAAAAGGAUAAGGGUGCUAAAGUCUCAAAGCCAUCUGUAAGCACAUCUUCAGCGCUAGCAAAAUUGAAGGCAAGUGGUUCUGGAGGGUCUUUAAAACAACAAGGGGAGAAGAAAGAAACUCCACAAGAAAGGCUUAAAAGGAUCAUGAACAGACAACUGAACAAACAAAUUAAAAAGGAUACAGCUGCAGAACUAGCUAAGAAAAGGGAGCAGGAGCGGCAGAGGCAGGAAAAGCUUGCUGAAACAAGCCGAUUGAAUCGCUAUAGGCGGCGCAGCCGCAGCAGAAGUUAUAGCCGCUCUCCUCCAAGAAGAUACAGGCGUAGUAGAAGUCGUAGUAGGAGCAGCAGGGGUUCUAGGAGAUAUUAUUCUGGUUCUCGCUCCAGGUCUCGGUCCCAUUCUCGCACCAGAUCACGUUCGCGGUCCCGUUCCCGCUCUCGCUCUCCUUCAUAUUCCCGCUCACCCAGGAUGAGAAACCGAUCAAGGCACUGAUGGAUGAAUGCUAUGUGCAUGUAGAAAGUCGGAGGGAGAUUUAUGUGCAAUUUUUUUGUAUAUGAUUUUCCUGCUCCCAAGUGUUUUAUCGAUGUGGUUAGUUGAGUUGUGCUGUUAUUGUUAGGCAAUAUUUCUAAAUCUGACAGUUAAACCAGUUUGUUAAUGUAUAUUCAACAAUUGAUAACUUGUACGUUUAUUUCCCUA